Molecule: messenger RNA, 905 nt
Organism: Zerene cesonia (dogface butterfly)
Lineage: Eukaryota; Metazoa; Arthropoda; Insecta; Lepidoptera; Pieridae
Product: 1-acyl-sn-glycerol-3-phosphate acyltransferase alpha-like
Exons: 5
Coding region: 1-846 (281 amino acids)
Biological process (GO): phosphatidic acid biosynthetic process
Cellular component (GO): endoplasmic reticulum; membrane
Molecular function (GO): 1-acylglycerol-3-phosphate O-acyltransferase activity
Source: RefSeq, a predicted model, not a curated record
AUGUUGGACGCGUUGUGGAAAGUACUUCUUGUGGUUGUAGUAAUAUUUUUCACAAAGAAAAUAUCUCACAGUGCGGCAAGAAAAAUAAUGUUUUAUUUCUACUUUUUCGUCUUCUAUCUUACAGGAAGUCUAUUAGCAUGUGUAAUUUGGCCAUACUUUUUACUCAAUCCGAAAAAUGUAAAAAAUGCGAAAGCAGCAGCUAACAUUUUAAAAUAUGUUACAAAACUUUAUGAUCUAAAAUGGGAAUUGAGAAAUAGUGAAAUUCUAGCGGAAGAACGCGGAGCUAUAAUUGUCUCCAAUCAUCAGUCAUCUCUUGACGUACUAGGACUCUUCAACAUAUGGAAUGUGGUAGAUAAGCUAACAGUAAUCGCUAAGAAAGAAGUAUUUUAUGUAUGGCCGUUCGGACUUGCGGCUUAUCUUGCUGGUGUCGUCUUCAUAGACAGAAAAGAUACGAAGGGAGCAUAUAAGCAACUGAGAGAAACCUCGGAACUUAUGAAUAGAAAGACAAAGAUAUGGUUGUUUCCGGAAGGCACUCGAAAUAAGGACUACACAAAAUUAUUGCCUUUUAAAAAAGGCGCAUUUUCUAUGGCAAUAGCUGCCCAAAAACCAGUUAUCCCAGUUGUUUUUUCACCAUAUUAUUUCAUAAAUAAAAGCAAAUAUGUCUUCAGCAAAGGUCACGUUGUGAUCCAAUGCCUUGAUCCCAUAUCCACGCAAGGAAUGACGAUGGAUGACGUGUCGAGACUGACAGAAAAGGUCCAUGAUGUAAUGGAAAAAGCUUUUAUAAAUCUAUCUAAUGAAGUUUUUAGCUCUCUACCAUCAGACUACCCUCAUACUUUAAAAGGAUAACGUUUUUGUGACAAUUGACAUUUUAUGUGUUUUAUACCAAAGACACUUAGUAUUAGGGG